AGGCGCGGCUCUGGCGGGACGCACCCGCCGGGCGCCGCCAGUCCUCUCCGAGCGCGCGCCCCGUGCACACAGGGGAGGGAGAAGGGGUGGACGGCCACGCACUCGCACCGCCGCCUCCGCGCGGCGCGACGUCCUUCGGCCCGAGCGAGUGCCGACAAACGGCGAGUGCCUGACUCUUUGGAUUACACGCUCCUGCUCGUCACUUCGUCAACGAGACAACUUACUUAACGACGUGGUGCUCGUAUAAAACUACACAUGUGAGGCCGCGCGUCCCCGGGACCGCCGCCGCCGCAGCAGCAGCAGCGCAGAGACGCCGUUUUCCUGGUACGGCCAUUCAAGAGGACCCGCCGUUUGACGACACGGCCGCACCAUGCCGGUCGGGGGGCGAGUUUCCGGGAAGGUCGGCAUCUACUCCAACGUCAGGCGGAGUGGCCACCACAGUGGCAUCAACGAGGAGAUCAUCUGGGUGAGCAUCGGGAUGGCGGUGACCAUCGCCAUCCUCAUCACCAUCGCGCUCUGCUACAUCGCGCGAGAGAAGUGGAGGCGGCACAAGGAGCUGCGCAAGUCCAAAUGAGAACUGCUGGGGCGGACCAGCAAGAAGUCCGCCCCGAAGGCCGUGACCACGGUGACGACCCCCUGCGGCGUGGGCACGACGGAGUGCUACCCGGUCCUGGUGAUCCCGCCGCCGGGCGCCGCCCCGGGCGUGCCCGGACAGUUCCGCCGCGGGCCCGUCGCCGUCCCGGUCGCCCACAACCACAGCAACCCGCUGGGCGCGGCGGCCGCCGCCGUGGCCGCCAACCACAACAGCGCCGUCGUGGCGGCCAACGCCAACUGCACGACGCCGCACCGCGCAGCCGCCGCCGCGCCCACCCACCGCACGCCCGGGGGAACGCCCGCCAGGACGCCGACGACGAGGACUCCGGCCAGGACGCCCGUGCGGACGCCCGUGCGGACAGUGCACAACAGCGUAGCCGCCUGACAAGAGUGGAGCCCCGUGUACUCGCACGGGAGGUUCUCGCCGCCCUGACGGGAUCCUGGACAGGCGGGCCAAGUCAGACAAGCGCCGCGGGCAGGCUGACGCUGGCCCAGCGGAAAAUGCAAUCAAUCUUACGUUAGAUACAAGAUUCUGAAUUUUGACGCAAAAAGGUCCCAGUAUUUGGCGAAAUUUAGACCAGUUCACGUCAAUUUGAUGUAAUUUUGAUUGGUGGUUGGUCGCUCGGCUGGAGGACGAUGACGAGCAGCAGGAAGAAGCUCCUUGUCUCCAAGUGGCUCGGAUCGGACCCCCAAAAGCCCAGCUAACCACCACACCAAACUUAGCGACGUCACGAGGUGCCCCGUGUUUACCGAUUACAUUUAAAGGAAUAAUGAAGUCCAACUCACCGUAUUUAUUAUUUUCUGGGUGAUAAUUGGUAAUAAUUGAUCUCUCGGUCGCAAAUUCUGAAGGAUCACCGUAGCACACACAACACUCGCCCCAUUACACUGUUACUCGUCGACGUCGACUGUGUUUUUCCUCUCAUCCGUCCGCUGUAUUUCUCAUACCGCCGCAAUCGUCAUCAACUUUCAUGAUCAGUUGUCCGUGAGCGGGCGCCGUCACCGGAUGGUUGCGUAUCGUACGAGUUCGCGCCGCGCAGCUUUUUAACUCACUCGUUUUAUUUUUAAAUUUUCGAUUAAACAAUAACAAUGUAUUGUUUCUUUAUAUUCAUCGUCGUUAGUGGCGUUUUAGUGUUUAUAAAGUGUGCAAGUGGACCAGAAAUGAACUUGAAAAAUGGCAUUGUGAUUCACAGAUGCUGGAUCUUGUUUGGUAAGAGAACAUAUGAAUUUGUUAAAGUGAUCGUGUUUCAUUUAUUCUGCGACGGAUCAAAGUUAGAAUUAGAAUCAAAUUCUAGUAGUAUAAUGAUGAAAGGGAUCAUGUGCAUAUUGUGUACUUUCGGUACGGACAAGUGUGUAUGCUAACCCCAAACCAGACCAUAAUGCCCUCUGAAUCAAAGUUGUAUUUCAGAUUGACUAUUAUGCAAGGUGUUGGUUGGUUAGAUUGUGAAAGACCUUAUUAUUUUUUUAUUACAAAGGUUUGCUUAGUCUUUAAAGAAGUUGACAGGCCUGGCUAGGCUGACUUUCGUGUUACAAAUAUACACCAUAAGCACUUUUGUUAAAUCGUUUUUAAGUUAAUAUUUGAUUGAACUAAGGCUCAAGCCAGGAACGAUAUCUAAACGAAAAAUAUUGCUUCGAACUGUUUGGAACUCUUCGGUUUGCAAUGUUAGUUGAUUUGUGCGUUAACAUUCUGAAGGACCUUAUGCUAAUGUGAUGGAUCCUCGAGAUUUGUCAAAAAGUUUUCAAUCGUAAACCCUUAAAGUUGGUGUUUGUUGGACCAUUUUAUCUCAUGUUUUUGUCUUUUUAUUUAUAAAGAACUUUGAGUUAAAUUUUGGGAAAAUUGAUAAUAAGUUGUAACCAUCAAGCAAUGACUGCCGUUACGUUAUCUGGCUUGUGUGUUUUCAAAUGCAGGGUUCUCUUUGAUUUACCAUUGUCUUUUAAAUCCCAACAAGCUGUGUGUUAAUGGACAUUUGUUACAUAAUUGAGACACAGACCUUUGCCAAAGCAAAAAGGAUACAUAGAUAGGCGCUGAGGGAAUGCCCAACAGACACACAAUACAUGGAUAGAUGCUGAGGAGGGAAUGCCCAACACUUCUGUCCAACCAGUUUGACCAACUAACUCACAUUCAGAUUCAUAUUUAGACCCAAUGUUAUGUGUGAUUAUGUCUUUCUGUUGAGCACCAAAUCAUAAUUAUACUGUCUCUAGUAACGAAACAGAGUGUUAUUGAUGUCUAGACUUUAGAUGCGGAAUAAAUUAUCCACAAUUUUUUGA
Molecule: messenger RNA, 2859 nt
Organism: Frankliniella occidentalis (western flower thrips)
Lineage: Eukaryota; Metazoa; Arthropoda; Insecta; Thysanoptera; Thripidae
Exons: 4
Coding region: 371-574 (67 amino acids)
Source: RefSeq, a predicted model, not a curated record